Messenger RNA from Striga asiatica, 1346 nucleotides. The record is from the annotation of a GenBank genome assembly. Lineage: Eukaryota; Viridiplantae; Streptophyta; Magnoliopsida; Lamiales; Orobanchaceae.
GAAUUUUUUGCCCGCUUCCAGAGAAAAAAAACCCCAGAAACAAUAGAUAAGACAAGCGUCCGCCAUUAUUGCUGAUCAAUUUCUCCUCUAGGGUUCGUGAACCCUCCGUGAUCAAUCCAUGGAGAAUAAUGCUACACCUCCAGGUGGUGCUCCUCCACCAAAACCAUGGGAAAGAGCUGGUUCUUCAUCCGGAGCUGCACCAUUUAAGCCACCCUCUGCUGGUAACACAAGUGACGUAGUAGAAGCUUCUGGAACAGCUCAACCUGGUGAAGUUGUUUCAACUGCUGAUAGGAACACAACCAUUAAUAGCAACAUACUUGGGAGGCCUGUGCCUACCAGGCCUUGGGAACAACAGACUUAUGGAAACAGCUAUGGAGGCUACGGAUCAGGUUUAACUUACAAUUCCGGUUAUGGAAGCGGGAUGUAUGGGUCCUAUGGGGGACUUGGAGGGUCAUAUGGCGGAGGAUUGUAUGGAAAUAAUAUGUACAGAGGAGGUUAUGGUGGACUUUAUGGAGGUGGCGGCAUGUAUGGUGGGGGAAUGUACAGUGGUGGUGGUUAUGGAGGCCCAAUGGGAGGCUAUGGUAUGGGCUUGGGAGGCCCUUCUAGUGAGCAGGAUCCCAAUAAUCCCUAUGGACCUCCUCCUUCUCCACCGAGUUUUUGGGUUUCGUUAAUGCGAGUGAUGCAUGGUGUGGUAACUUUCUUUGGACGAGUCGCAAUCUUGAUCGACCAGAAUACGCAAGCAUUCCAUAUGUUUAUGACUGCUCUUCUUCAGCUAUUUGAUCGGUCGGGUAUGCUAUAUGGAGAGCUUGCAAGAUUUGUCCUUAGACUGUUGGGAGUUCGAACAAAAGCCAAUAAAGUUCAUCCUCCCGGCUUUGAAGGUCAAAAUUUACCGGGGGCUCAAAACUUCAUCGAGGGGCCUAAGGCUGCUCCAAGUGGCGGAGGCUGGGAUAGUGUUUGGGGUGGUGACGCGAAGUGAUUUUGUCUCGUUGAAUUGUAUUAACUGCGUUAAAUUGUCUUCCAGCAAAAAACGGUGAAUCGAGCAGUUUUGUAUUGGAAGGUAGAGUGCAGGAGGAGGAGGAUAAAUGUUACUUCCUGGAAGGAUACCCAGCCCUUUUGUAAAAGAAUUGUAGACUGCUUGCAAUAAGCAGAAAAGGAAAAAUGGAAAAAAAGGAUAGAGAAAUCUGCCUCAUGUGUAGUUUAAAUAAUGAGUGUAUUUAAUUUAUACUUUCUUUGAGCCAUGAGAAUACACCAAGAAGAUGAAUGAACUUGAUUAUAAAGUAGCCAUGAAAGUUACAGCAUUCUUUUUCCUUUUCUUGCCUUGAUAAGUUACUUGCCUUUCUAUUUUG